AUCCGCCAUUAGCCUAUAACCUAUAACUUGAAUAUGAGGGCAGAAAACAAAAAGUGCAUGCACUAUCAAUAUCUCCUCAUAAUUACAUGAUCAUCAUCGCAAUAUUAUAGAGCCAUAUUGUUCAAUAUCUAAUCUAUCAUGGGUUUUAGAACAGUUCAGUGAUGUGUCAAAUUCCAUGCCGAUGAAACAUCCAUCAACAUAAAUUAUUCAAAGUAUUGAUUCUGUCAAAUCAAAUAAAGAAUGGCAAAGGACCAAUGGGUAUUAUAGUUGAAUACUUGAGCCAAUGAGGUAAAGCUAAUACCUCAAUACCAGUCAAGUCCAAUCCAACUCAUCAGGACCGCGAAUUUGUUUUCAAUAAUAAAACAACAUUAAAAUCCAUCAUGGGCUUCAUUAGCAUAACUAAAACCAAGAGAUGACAAGCUCAGGAGUUGGUGUCAUAAAGAAGAGAACCAAGUAUAGCAAAAAUGGCUGCCAAGAAUGUAAAAGAAUGAAGGUUAAAUGUGAUGAAAUGAAGCCAAUAUGUACAAGAUGCUCAAAGACUUCCAAACAAUGUCUAUAUAUACCAUCAAAUCCAAAAAAGUCUGCAGCGAAUUCAAAGGAGAGAACACCAAUGGAAAACCUACCAGUGGAUCCAGCAAUACCCGAUUCUGUCUCUUCAAAAUCUUCGUAUAACAGCUCACCCUUAAGCCUUGAUAGUUUCAAUAAACUACAAAAUAACUUCACAAAAUAUGACUUCAUAGAGAUGAUUAAUGAAGAUAUUACAUCCAAAUUUGACAAAGCAAUAGAUUCUUCACUAAAAAAUAUACGGUUUGAUGAAAAUAAUUCAAGUUCAAAUUUGAUUAAUCAAUUAGAUGAAAACAUACUCAACAAUUUAGAGGUACUGGACGGUGAAAACUCUUCAAGUCAAGAUUUUGUAACAACAGAUACAAUUUACCAAAUCCCGUUGAAUCUAUUCAAUCCACUUCAAGAUCUUCAACACAAGUUUUAUUUGGAAGUUUUUUACAAAGAAUUUUCACAAGUCAUUUUACCAAUGGAACCAAAGCCAAACUUGAACCCAAUUAGGGAUAUAUUGUUGCAACAUUGUUUCAGAAAGAAUUAUCUGUUUUAUGCAAUCUUAGCAACAGGUGCCAGAUUCUCUUUCAAUAAACGGUUGUUAGAGGAUGAUCAAAAGAAUUAUUCCAUUUUCAUGAAGAAAACGCUUCAGAUGCUUGAUGAUUUGGUUUAUGUCAAAGAUUUCAUCCCAAGUGAUGAGAGUUCCAAAGCUGAAAUGACUAAAACUGUUGAAAACUUGCUAUUGACAAUAUUAAUAUUAACAUCUGAUAAUGCUUCAAGUAUGAAACAAAGUUGGAGAGGUCAUUUGAAAGGAGCAAAAGAUUUAUUGCAUAAAAUCUUUAUUUUGAAACGCUUCAAUCAUAAUUCUAAAAUUCUCAUUUUUUGCAAGCUUUGGUUCACAUCUUUUGAAGUUUUAGCUUGUUUAACAGCCCCUAGAGGUGGAACUAUUAGUAGUGAAUUGGAGAGAAAACAUUUGAUUUUUGAUGGUUCAAAUAUGGAUGAACUAAAGGUACUCCAAAACUUGAAAUUAAUUACAAGGGAAGGAUUCAACCUAGUACUUGGAUAUCAUGAUAGUAUUCUAUCUCCAGUUGUCGGAUUAAUUGAUAUUAUGAAGCUAUCCAAUGAGUCAAGUGACAUUCAAGAUAUUGAGCAUAUUACCAACACAACGUUACAUUUGAUUUCGGAAUUCAAGACCAAUCAGCAUUUAUCCAUGCUGAAUCAUAUUCCACCUUCGGCAAUUUCAACAUAUCGAAACUCUUCUACAGGUGACGUUCGAACAAUUUCAUGGUAUGAUAUUUGUCAUGAAUCGCAUGUUGAUGCUAGCUUAAUUACAAUCAUUAUAAGGUUAUUUUCUGCUCCUAAAACAAACCAUAUUAUUCAGGGAUUGGUGAAAAAGAUAUUAUCAAGAUUGCAAGUUUUGGGUGGUGAUUAUCAGUGCUUGCACACCGGUGAUGAUGGCUUGUUGACUCAUGAUAAUCGGAAACUUUUCAACUUAAUGCUGUUGCAAUGGCCCUUAUUAGUGGCUGGCUUGAAUAGCACGGAUCCACAAGAUAAAGUGGAUGUGGAGAAUUUAUUCCGAUUACUACAAGAGCUUGGUUCGGGAUCUUCUAUUUUUGUUCUUGAUAAAAUCAAGAGGUGUUGGAAUAAUGAGAUGAAUCAUAAUGAAGUUGAUAUUGUGACAUACUAAAAGAUUGCAAAAUUCCGAUU
Molecule: messenger RNA, 2259 nt
Organism: Hansenula anomala
Lineage: Eukaryota; Fungi; Ascomycota; Saccharomycetes; Phaffomycetales; Wickerhamomycetaceae
Product: Zn(II)2Cys6 transcription factor
Exons: 2
Coding region: 413-2239 (608 amino acids)
Biological process (GO): positive regulation of transcription by RNA polymerase II
Cellular component (GO): nucleus
Molecular function (GO): zinc ion binding; transcription cis-regulatory region binding; DNA-binding transcription factor activity, RNA polymerase II-specific
Source: RefSeq, a predicted model, not a curated record